CCACUUUUCGUAAAUGGCUGCGUUAUCUGACAUUCCACAGUCUAUUUUUCUUGUAUUGUUAAAGAUAGUUGCGGUUUAGAUAAUCAAGAUAAGUUUUUUGUUAGUUGUUACUGGCCAUAUAAUUUUUUCAGGGUUUAUUUUGUGUAUGUCGAAUAUAAUAUAACCACAAGUUGUAAAGUAAAUUCAUGAGUCAUGCAGGAUAAACAAUUGGUUUAGUUUUGAAAGUGUAAGGCAAGCAAACUACGGAUUGAAUAUAAACAUUUAAAAAAUUUAUGUUUAUAUAUAUCACUCGUGUGGAAAUUUUAAACGGAAUGUUUAGUAUAAGUGAACUGUGCUGUAUGUUUUGCUGUCCACCUUGUCCUGGACCAAUUGCAGCUAAAUUGGCAUUCCAACCACCGGAACCCACAUAUAAGUUGACACCUGCUGACGAUUCAAAUGUGAAGUACAACUUGCAUUUAUUUGAUCGCGCAGAAUGGCAAUAUUCAGAACGUGAUAAAUCCAAAGUUGAAUCUUUCUUCACAAGGACAUCACGCGGAAAUCUUAUUACAUGCAUAUAUGUGCGAUGUAGUAGAAACGCAAAGUACACCUUGCUUUUUUCACAUGGGAAUGCAGUUGACUUGGGACAAAUGAGUAGCUUCUAUAUAUCUCUUGGGUCACAACUAAAUUGUAACAUAUUUGGCUAUGAUUAUUCUGGAUAUGGAAUGAGUGGCGGGAAACCUUCUGAAAAAAAUCUUUAUGCUGACAUCGAAGCGGCAUGGCAAGCUCUAAGGAACAGAUUUAAUAUCAGCCCUGAAACUAUUAUUUUAUAUGGACAAAGUAUUGGAACAGUCCCGACAGUUGAUUUGGCUACGAAGCAUGAAGUUGGUGCAGUUAUUCUUCAUUCUCCAUUAAUGUCUGGGCUAAGAGUCGUUUUUCGCAACACAAAGAGAACAUGGUUUUUUGAUGCAUUCCCAAGUAUUGACAAGGUUUCCAAAGUAAAAUCUCCGGUUCUGGUUAUACAUGGAACUGAUGAUGAAGUCAUAGAUUUUUCUCAUGGGAUCGGUAUAUAUGAGCGCUGUCCAAAAGCUGUGGAACCUCUAUGGGUCGAGGGGGCUGGCCAUAACGACGUGGAAUUGCAUUCACAAUACUUCGAGCGGUUAAAAAAAUUUUUAACAGUGGAGUUGGUUAAAUGACAAUUAAAGAAUCAUGAGGUUGAUCCUAACAAUUCCGGGGCAGUAGGAUCUUCUGCCGAAGCACCGCCGACAUCAUCUUUGGCGAUUAAAAGGAACUUAGAAGAAACCAGUAACUCAAGUCCAUUGGUUUUAAGCGGCCCAAUAAACAAUUUAAAAGACGAUAUUGAAGCUUCCACCUCAAGUUCAGUAUCAACUAAACCAUCGGUUGAAAAAUUUCUCUAGCAAGAAACAAACGGUUCUCACACAUUUCUCAAAAUUAAAGACAAAUCUCAACGAAAACUAAACGUUUUUAAGUCAUGUAAUAAAAUUCGACUGUCAGAGAAAGGCGAGAACCUACAUAAAAAAAUAUCGUCUUCCCAAUCAAAAGAAAUACUACUUAAAGAGAAUGAAAUGAGUGUGUGUGUAGUUGACAAGGCAUAUAAAAAAGUUUCAUGCGAAGCGUUUAUAAUAUUUCUUCCUUUUUCCAAACAACUUUAUUCACACUUGCAAUAUGACAGAAAACAGUCUCAUGGUUACUUAUACAAUACAAUUAUAACUAAGUAUGAAAAUCCAAAACAUUUAAGCAACCAUUCUUAUACAAAGAAUUUAAAAUAUAACCGCCUGAUUUUCUUUCAUCCCAACAAGUGUAAAUCAUUCAAAUCAAGACCUAAAACAUCAUCACUGCCUCGUUAAAUUGUAUGCAGUUUGUAUUAAAUAGUAGAAAGAUAGACCAUUGUAGAAACGUGAGUUUGUUUUCAUCAAAUUAAAAACAGUGUCAAAUAAUUUCGCAUUUUAAAAAACUCACAAGGCCGAUAGCAAACAUCCUAUUUACUUGCCUAAUUAUCGGAGGGCAUAGUAUUUUCGACAAUUUGAGGUUCAAAAACGCUUUCAAAAUGAGAGAAAAUGAAAUGUUGCACGGUAUCCAAGAUCGAAUCGGAAACAUCAGAAAGUAAUACAAGACAAGGAAAUAGGAUAUAUCUUCACUUAUAAGUGAGCUAUUGAUGCUAGUAAUAGAGUUAAAUUAAUAUAAAAAAUGAAAUAGUUAUAUGUUAUUACGAUAUAUACGCUAUAUAAGUUAUACAAAUAGUUAGUUUUAACACUUAAUGGGUAAGAGAGAAUAGUAAUUUAGUAAAUACGCAUUUAUAAACACAUGCAAUAUACAUGUUGUUUUUGAAAUAAACCAUAUUGAUAAUUAAAGUUUAAGUGAUACAUUUUCAUUGCAAUAUCAAUAAAUUUCAUUAAAUUUUUCAGGUUUAAUUUAAUUCGGGAUUAAGUUGAAAACUGAAACUCAGCUAAAGCUCAGAACUUCAGCAAUUAUUCUCAAAUGUACCUUCAUUCGAAAAUCGAGCAUAAUUAGUGUAUUUCCAAUUCAGAGAAUACUGAAAAUGUUUAAUCACUGUAUAAUUCUGGAACGUUUUUGAUGAAUUGGAAAAUGUUUUUCGAUGCCAAGAAUAUUGGAUGAAUUGCGUGGUGUUUAUUAAGAGACAGCUAAAUAUAUACAGGAUGCGCCAUCUUUUAUGUCGGUAUGAAAACAUUGAAUAACUUUGAAAAAAAAAACUGAUUUGUAUAAGAGAGGUAUUUUUAUUUGGUUUGGUUAUUUACAAUUUAUUAAAACUAUUUUUUGAAUGCAAUAUCAAUCAAGUGGCCACUUUAAUUAGCAGUCACAAACUGCGAUCUUUUUUUGUCUUUGCCAUCACCUUGUCAAGCAUUUCGGUUUUUUUAGCGUCAAUUUCGGUUGUUUCGGUGUAAAGUUAUUCAUGGUUAAAAUUGUACUGAAUUUAAAUAUCGAAAACAUGUAUGUUGAAGUCGAUCGGUUGGUAAAUGACAAAGUUAUUCACCGUUUACAUACCGACAUAAAAGAUGGCAGUGUACAUAUGCGUUCGUGAGUAAAUAUUAUAUCCAUUCUAAACUCUUUCGCCAAUCGGGGUAUCCAUUCGUUGAUAU
Molecule: messenger RNA, 3095 nt
Organism: Anastrepha obliqua
Lineage: Eukaryota; Metazoa; Arthropoda; Insecta; Diptera; Tephritidae
Product: alpha/beta hydrolase domain-containing protein 17B
Exons: 5
Coding region: 273-1172 (299 amino acids)
Biological process (GO): protein depalmitoylation
Cellular component (GO): plasma membrane; endosome membrane
Molecular function (GO): palmitoyl-(protein) hydrolase activity
Source: RefSeq, a predicted model, not a curated record